This is a messenger RNA of Cuscuta europaea, 1837 nucleotides long. The record is from the annotation of a GenBank genome assembly. Lineage: Eukaryota; Viridiplantae; Streptophyta; Magnoliopsida; Solanales; Convolvulaceae.
AUUUGCUUAGUGCUUUACCAGUGUACUCUCUUGUGAAAACUUGAAAACACGUUUCGACUCGCGGGGUUCGCGGCGUUUUACCAUUUGUAUUAACAACGGUCAACGGAAUCUCGCACUCCGCCGGUGACGAAGCGCUGUCCUCCUCAUCUUGAAACCCUAGCUCUUUCAAGGGAAAAUGGGAAAUCUCCGCGUCAUUCUCCUUAUCACCUUGGUCGUUUUAUGGUCUCCAAGCUUAACUCGAUCUUUCUCGCCCGAUAACCCGACAGAUCGCCGCAUUCUUGUUGUGCUCGAUGACGCAUCCAUCAAGUCAUCACACUCUCUCUUCUUCAGUUCGCUUCAAUCUCGUGGCUUCGUGCUCGAAUUCAAGCUUGCGGAUGAUACCUCCAUCAAUGUCCAAAGAUAUGGAAAAUACUUGUACGAUGGGCUCAUUUUAUUCUCACCCUCUGCUGAAAAAUUUGGAGGGUCAUUGGAUUUGGCUGCUAUACUGGACUUCGUUGACUCUGGUGGAGACCUAAUAUUAGCUGCGGAUGCCAAUGCUUCUGAUUUGAUCCGAAACGUUGCUGCAGAGUGCGGUGUUGAUUUUGAUGAGGAUUCCUCUGCUGUGGUCAUUGAUCAUUCUGGCUAUGCUGUCUCUGAAAUUGAGGGAGAUCAUACGCUGAUUGCAUCUGACAACAUUAUUAAAUCCAAUGUUGUCCUAGGAAGUAGAAAGAAUGAGGCUCCAGUGCUAUUCAGAGGGAUCGGCCAUUCCUUAAAUCCUGAAAACAGCUUGGUCUUUAAGGUCCUUUCAGCUUCUACUUCAGCAUAUUCUGCUAACCCCAAGUCUAAGUUGUUGAAGCCUCCAUCACUUGCGGGAUCUUCUAUCUCAUUGGUUUCAGCCAUGCAGGCUAGAAACGGUGCACGCGUUUUGAUCUCUGGGUCUUUGGCAUUGUUCAGUGAUAGAUUUUACAGAUCAGGAGUGCUGAAAGCUGGGAGCACAACUAAAUUUGAGAAGUCCGGCAAUGAACAGUUUGUUACUGAACUCAGUAAAUGGAUCUUCCAUGAAAGGGGUCAUCUGAAGGUUGUAAAUCUGAAGCACCACAAAAUUGAUGAAAAAGAAGAACCUGCAGGGUAUAGGAUCAAAGAUGAUCUGGAAGUCUCUGUUGAAAUUUUUGAGUGGUUUGGAAACAGCUGGGUACCAUAUGUCACUAAUGAUGUUCAAGUGCAGUUCUACAUGAUGAGUCCCUAUGUAUUGAAAACAAUGGCUACAGACCAGAAGGGACUAUAUCAUACUUCAUUCAAGGUGCCAGAUAUAUAUGGGGUUUUCCAGUUUAAAAUUGAGUAUCAGAGGCUUGGUUAUACUAGUUUAUCACUUUCAAAGCAGAUUCCAGUACGACCGUUUAGACACAACGAGUACGAAAGAUUCAUAACUACAGCUUACCCUUACUAUGGUGCAUCAUUCACCACUAUGGCAGGAUUUUUCAUAUUCAGCAUCAUAUACCUUUACCACAAGUAGAUGAGCUGUUUGGAGGUUUUACUUAAGCCUCCUUUAUGCCCCCCUCUUUCAACCAGCAUUACUACUAGAGAUCGUUUAUACGGAACCAUUUGGGGAUUUUUUCGCAUAUUGCCACUUUGUUACGGUAGUCAGGCUGUGUUUUAGCUGGAUUUUGCAUUCUGUGGCAGUAAAUGGAAUGUGUUACAGUUAUAUUUAGUAAUUUACACAGUAAAAAAGAAAAAGACCAUCUGGUAUGAAAUUGAUCAAUUAUGACUGGAUGAUGAGAUGGUAAGUACUAAGGAGGUGGUUGCAAGCGAGUACUUUUAUUUAACCUAAUUGCUUUUUGUGGACUUGUGCAGAUAUGCC